Molecule: messenger RNA, 3956 nt
Organism: Neodiprion fabricii
Lineage: Eukaryota; Metazoa; Arthropoda; Insecta; Hymenoptera; Diprionidae
Product: soluble scavenger receptor cysteine-rich domain-containing protein SSC5D
Exons: 13
Coding region: 370-2583 (737 amino acids)
Source: RefSeq, a predicted model, not a curated record
AAAGCAGUCACUACUAGUCUCUUGGAGGGCGAGAGCAGCCUGCCAAACGCCAAGUAGAAAGAUCCAGUCGUUGGCGGACUGCGGUUCGUGUGACGCGGAAUUCGAGCUUAAAUUUCGUUGUCGCCGCGCGCGCGUCUCUCUUUCAUUUUAAGUAAAAUCAGAAAAGUAUCCACGCAACGAACACUUGGCCGGUAUAAAAUCGCCGCGUCUCUGUACACACCUGGUGAUUUUCAUUCUGUUUCUUGUCAGUGUCGAUAUAUUAAUAACAAAAGUGCGAACGUGCAAGCUACGGAUUAUUUACUCACGCGCUUGUCACACGUUUGACAGAGAAUCCUUAAUCGACCAGAUCCUGCGAAGAGGAACUGCGCGAUGGCGUCGACGGUCAGAGAGAGUUCGCACGUUAGUCGAAAAAUCGUUAGCCACGGUGGAGGACAUGGUCAGAUUCACCACAACCACUCGUCAACAACGGCGAGCAACCUGGAGAACAAUUUGGACGCGCUGCUGGAGGACCUGCAAACCAGCGUUUCGCGAAGCGCGACUCCCGUUCGCGGAGGGCGAGCCCUUUCCCCGCAGGUUGAAUACAGAGCACCUGCGAACACUACGAGGAUCGUAUCCGAGGGUCGUACCAUCUCGCCAACGAGGUCGACAACAACAACAACAGAAAAGUACGUGACGACUGGAAACAGUGGCGCAGUCAGCGGAAUUCCUGGUCUCGAAAUUCUCGAUGCCGAACUGCAGAACGUUCAACCAGGGCAGAGCAAGACAGUAGCGUACAAACAGGUGUCUUAUCAAUACAAGACGAACCUCGAUGGCAGCCCGAGAGACGGUGACUCGUGGGCAAUGUCGGAAAACGUUCUCAACGCAACUGGCCCUCCGAUGAUUGAAGAAAUUCGCGACAGAAGUUAUACCGAAGAAUCGCAUCCAACUAGACGUCAUCGCAGUCCUGAUCCGCCUGGCAAGACUUCGACCGUAAACAGAGAACUGUUAUUCGACACUUCUUCUACAUCCAGGUCGAGGCAAACGUCUCCUCUUCCUGCAAGCCAGCAGCGCGAUGUUUCAUACGUACAGGAAUCGUCAAGCUACCACGUUGACCCGAGACCCGUACAAAGUACCGUGACGACAAUCAGGAAAAACCAGACUCUGAACGCCCCGCAGGAAGUCGAAAACAUCGAGUACAUCCCGGUACCAUCGCCAAACGCGGCAGUGCCGAUAAACCUGGCACCCGGUCCGAAUACCAAAGUAACAACGACCGUGAAAACUUACACCUACGAACUUCCCGGCUCGCCCGAAAAUUACAUCCACGGAAGCACGCUGCCGAGAGGGGUUGUGCUGCCCGGCGAUCAGACGAUAACUUACACCCUGCCGCGUGGAGGAAGUAACGACAAAAGCUACACCAUCCAUACGCAGAAGGUGACCAAUUCCACACUUCCGGGACAGACGGUCACUUACCAGGUGCCGUCACCCGAUGGACCGGGAACGCAAAUCAGAUACGCCAGUCCACCGCCACCGGAGACGACGACCAAGACGUCGAGCCUGCACAAGGAGGCCAAGUACUACCACGAGGAGCAACGUGGAUUUCCGCCUGGUAGUCCGGUCCAGAAACCAGUUAACAAUACCAUCGUUUAUCACACCGGGCCGCCUCCGAGUAACAACGAAACAGUGACAACUGUGACCAGGAACGAGAAGUACUACCAAGUUAAUGGAACCUAUCCGAACGGGGAUGGACCCCGCAGCCCGAACAGCGGUCCACACGGCCCUGGUUACGGCCCGGAUACCGACCGCCCGGAUCACGGAACCAACACGACGACUAUCAUAUACCAAAAUCAGCCAGCGCCGAAAACCGAAUCUCACACGACUACGACGAUAAACAGAAGCCAGGAAUAUUACGAGGGAAGACCGUAUCCCAAUGAACCUGCACACAAAUACCCGGGUCCCGAUCAUCAGAGGCCGGAAGGACCGAGCCACACGACGGUAAAUUACUACACCGUUGCACCUCCGCAGACGAAUCCACCUCAGCCGACGAACACGACGAUUUACAAGUACUCCAACACCACGACGACCAUUCCGCCAAACAAAUAUCCUGACGAUCACGAGGUUCUUCUGCCGAAACCGUUCCCCACGAGUGGCGUUCAACUUUAUCCGGCAAACGCGAAGCCGCAAACGCCCAGCAACGGACAUGGACCACCUGACAAGUUGGAGGACCUUAUGGCUUCCUUCUCGGACACGGAGCGGGUUGUACUGGCUGAUAUUUCUAACAAAGAGAGAGACCAGCAGAAGUUGCAAAAAUCUUCUGACCCUAGUAAUCCAAAGAAAGAUGUCGAUUUCGUGCCGCAUACGCCCCCGAAAGUCCAGAGCAAAAAUUACGCCGGACCUCCCGUUUACUAUCCGCCAGGAUCUGCCGAAUUCACCAAGAAGGAAGAGUCUGGCGGAGCUAUGAUGCAGUCUAGCGGAGGAUGGCAGAAGGGUAAAGGUAAAUACGAAUACGAAGCAUCGAGUAAAAGCAAAAGCAAAAGCAGUAGCGGAGGAGCCGUAGUUCCGGUUUGUUUGCCACUGUGCUGCGCUAUGCCUUGCGUAAUUAUGUAGGCGUCGCGUAAUUAUCAAAGUAUAUAUAAAUUAAUGUAAAUUUUACAGCGACGUAAAUUCUAUACCUCAGUAAAAAAUAUUAUGUUUCGUUAUAUCUCUCGUAAAAGUUCACUUUCGUUGGUGCACAUUCAAAUGUAGGCCAGGAUGUCGUAACCGCCGUAACAUAAUCGCGUGGUGUUUUCUAAAAAAAAAAAACUUAGUCUUUUAAUCCUAUUUUGAGUGAUUUUGAUUCUAUACGUAUGUUCGUAGUUUUAUACAAGAUUUUACCUUUCAAUCAGUCCAGUACCAUCAACCGUACAAAACUGUUUAGCAAAAAUUUCACAGUAAUAAAUGAAUAAUGCGAAAAGUGGCAAGAUAGCGAAAAAUUUUGUGGACGAAAAUUCGAUAAAUUUUAGACUAAAUAUCUGUAAGCCCAGGAUCACGUUACUCUUUGACCUUGUGUAUAAAAAUAAAAAAUCGCACAAUGAGGUCAUACCGUGGCUUGGGAAAGGUUUUUUGUUCAUAAUUACUUUGAUUUCUUUGUCCAAAAAGUUCAAGCAAAACCCGACGUUAAUACAAAUAUGUACACAUACAAAGUGUGAACAUUAACCGAUUUAUUUUAUUCAAGUUUGAGAUUACGAUAAAAACGUAACACCUUUCUCUCCAUCGUUUUUUUCAAUUUAAUUUUAUGAAAUAUUUUAAGUAAUUCCCAGUUGUUUUAAACUUUGUAUGUAAUAUAAUAUUAUUUAAAAUACUCAUUAACUAGUAUCUAAACUGGCAGUUUCGCAAGCAAGAUACACGAGUACCCGUUCUAAUAUCAUUUUCUCGAAACGUGCAAAAACCACUUACUUACACUGUUACACAUAAAUAUACGUAUAUACACACACAAUGAAUAUACACUUGCAGAUCUGAUCCGAAUUCUGUAACGAAUUGUUUUUACAUUCAAAACCACGCGUCAAUCGCGUGUUAGGAAAAUUAUACAUAUAAUUACUAUAAUUAUUGAUUACCAAUAUAUAUUUUGUAUUAUUUUAUUUACUAAUUAAUUAACAACGAGUCCGUAGUCUUUAAGAAAACGCAAAUUGACUAUACCAUUAUUUUAUUUACCUUACUUGACCGUUUUUCACAAAAAUUAAAAAAAGAAGAUCAAGCAAUGAGGUAAAUAUUGCAUAAAAAAUCAAAAAGGAUACACGUAUUAUCAUGGUAUUAAAGAGCCGUGAAUUAUGGUGCUAUAAUAAUUUUAAUGGUUGUAAUCGUAUAUAAGCGAAAUAAUAUAUAUAUAUAUAUAUAUAUAUAUAUGUGUGUAUAUAUAUGUAUAUAUACAUAUAUGUACGUAUAUCCGGAGACAUAAUUGACCGGCUUAAUAGUCGCAGGUAUGUUUGUAAAAAGAAACAGAA